Molecule: messenger RNA, 5450 nt
Organism: Anoplophora glabripennis (Asian longhorned beetle)
Lineage: Eukaryota; Metazoa; Arthropoda; Insecta; Coleoptera; Cerambycidae
Product: ATP-binding cassette sub-family A member 3-like
Exons: 22
Coding region: 14-5302 (1762 amino acids)
Biological process (GO): lipid transport; transmembrane transport
Cellular component (GO): membrane; intracellular membrane-bounded organelle
Molecular function (GO): ATP hydrolysis activity; ATP binding; lipid carrier activity
Source: RefSeq, a predicted model, not a curated record
UCAUUCAGUUCAAAUGCUAACCUCGGUAAAAUGCUUUGACGUAAUUCUCCAUUUUAUUUCGCCGGCAAUCCAGAUUCAGCGAAUUGAAAUAAUGUCCGCACAAAACUGUUCUUACACCUUUAUCGGAGAUGGCGUUCGAUACGAAAAGUCUAGCUGGAAAGCUAGGAUGGGUGAUAAGCUCGACAAAUUCCUCCUCCUCAUGUGGAAAAACUGGUUGCUCCAGUACCGCCGACCUGUCCAAACGUUGGUAGAAAUAGUGGUUCCAGUGUUGUUCUCCCUACUCUUGGUUGUCAUCAGGAGAUUGGUGGAUCCAGAACUACACGAAGCGGUGAUUUUCAAGCCCUUUUGCACCAUUCCUAUGUACGACAGCGCCAGCGUUUUGAAUAUGAUGUGCAAUCCUGGUAAUACGCUUGAACUUGAACAAUUGAAUCUACAUAGUUUCAGAGUUUUGAGUCAGAUGGGAGGAAGAAGCAGUAACAGCAGUCUAGGGAUGGAUUUUGGAAAUUUUUCUUUGGUCUACUCUCCGAGAAGCGAAGCUCUGGAAAAGGCCAUGAACAUUUUCAAAUUAGCCUUUGGAGAAGUUGUAGAAAUAGAGGAUUCCAAUGCUCUCAAUGACUAUUUCCAGCUCAACGCUACCAACAUGACCUUUGCUGGUAUUGAAUUCGAUGAUAGUUAUAAAGGUGUUACAAAUUUAAGCACGAUUAAAAAUUUUAAGGUUUCUAUAAGGUUUCCAGGAGAAACCAGACUCCAAUUAGACGAAUUUAGGAUAAAUAAUUGGAGAACUAAUCUCAUUUUUCCCGUCUUUCAAACACCGGGACCACGGCAAUACGUAUUAACCACUGGCGCUGCACCAAGCUACUAUGGCGAGGGAUUUUUGGCUGUUCAGCACUUUUUAACUCUCUCCCUGAUAUUGGCGAGAAAGGGCAUUUCGUUGGAAGAGAAUCCAUUCUGGUUACUAGAAAACACACCUCCCGUAAUCAGUAUGAGGAGGUACCCAUAUCCGGAAUGGUCUGAAGACAUUUUGCUGACCCCUUUGAAAUCUAUGCUGGGUAUAAUAAUGAUGUUGAGCUUUGUCUAUACGUGCAUCAAUACAGUUAAAUCCAUUACUACCGAAAAAGAAAAACAGCUCAAGGAGUCUAUGAAGAUAAUGGGACUACCCAACUGGUUGCACUGGACCGCUUGGUUCAUGAAAUCUUUCAUUUUCCUCUUCAUUUCAGCGGUACUGAUAGUAAUUCUACUGAAAGUCAAAUGGUAUCCUAACACAGACUACACUGUCUUCACUUACGCGGAUCCCUCUGUGAUGCUCUUCUUUUUCUUCUUCUAUAUCUGCUCCAUCAUCACCUUCUGCUUUGCCAUCAGCGUCUUCUUCUCCAAAGCUAACACCGCUGCCACCAUAGCUGGGUUAGCUUGGUUUGUAUCCUACGCCCCUUACUUGUUUAUGCAGCAAACGUACGAUAGUUUGAGCCUGUCGUCGAAGUUAUUCGCGUCUUUGGGUUCCAACAGCGCCAUGGCUUUCGGCUUCCAGGUGAUGCUAAUGUAUGAAGGAACUGGAGAAGGUGUCCAAUGGAGCAACAUAUUUACCCCCAACAAUCCAGACGAUAAGCUAACCUUGGGGUUAAUCUUGAUCAUGUUAACUGUUGACACUUUCAUUUAUUUAAUUAUUGCUUUAUACGUCGAGGCAGUGUUUCCUGGGGAUUACGGGGUGCCGCAGCCCUGGUACUUUUUAUUCACAUCCAGCUUUUGGUGCGGCCCCUCUAGUUUAACAAGAGUGGAAGAUCUGAGUGCAAAAGUCAACGAAGGAGAAUUCUUCGAGGAAGAACCGCGACAUCUACGCGUUGGUAUCGAAAUAAAAAACCUGCGGAAAGUGUUCAAUAACAAGGCAGCUGUUCAACGACUAUCUGUCAAUAUGUUUGAAGAUCAAAUAACAGUCCUGUUGGGUCAUAACGGUGCAGGGAAGACAACCACCAUGUCCAUGUUGACCGGAAUGAUAACCCCUACCUCUGGUACAGCCAAGGUCAACGGUUACGACAUUCGGACUGAUAUGGGUGGGGUGAGAAGCAGCUUGGGACUGUGCCCCCAGCACAACAUUAUCUUCGACGAGCUGACUGUUGCGGAGCACCUGUACUUUUUUAGCAAGCUGAAAGGUCUUCAACGGAAGUACAUUCCGGAUGAGAUAAACAAAUACGUUCAGUUGCUGGAGCUGGAGGACAAGAGAAAUGCCAAAUCAGCGACACUUUCAGGGGGGAUGAAGAGAAAAUUGUGUGUCGGAAUGGCCUUGUGUGGAAAUUCUAAAGUAGUAAUGUUAGACGAGCCCACAGCUGGUAUGGAUCCUUCUGCUAGAAGAGCUCUAUGGGAUCUUCUUCAGAAUCAAAAGGAAGGUCGUACAAUGCUUCUAACCACUCACUUCAUGGACGAAGCUGACCUCCUUGGUGACAGGAUUGCGAUAAUGGCAGGUGGAGAGCUGCAGUGUUGCGGAUCUAGUUUCUUCCUGAAAAAGAAGUAUGGAGCGGGAUACAGCCUCAUUUUGGACAAAUCUAGAGAUUGUGAACCUUCAGAAGUAACUCAGUUGUUACAAAACCAUAUACCAGGCAUUGAGAUACACAGUAAUAUUGGAUCGGAACUGACGUACUUACUGUCGGAAAGUCAAUCAUCUCAGUUCGAACCGAUGCUGAAAGACUUAGAAGAGCAUUCCGAAAGGUUGGAAAUUCGCAGUUAUGGAAUUUCUCUUACAACAUUGGAAGAAGUAUUUAUGAAGGUUGGUGCUGACCGUGGUAUGGAAAAUGGUGAUUUCGAUAAUCCGGAAACAGCCAUCUUACAAAAUGGCAAUAUUUCUGCAAAUGGUCGCGCGACAAGCGGGGAUACAAAAAUUAAUGUUGGUACGCAUCCCUCUUACGAAGACGGAUUAAAGCUCUUGAUUAACCAAUUCCUAGCCAUGUUAAUGAAAAAGUUCCUAUCUACAUUCCGCUCCUGGAUCCUGCUCAUAAUCCAAAUAAUGAUGCCUGUUCUCUUCCUUAUCAUCGCGAUGGUAGUGGCACGGAACCAGAAGAGGACGGGAGAUUUACCAGCGCUAGGUAUUGACCUGACCCGAUUUAAGAACCCAGUUACCGUGGUAGAAGAUAAUCCAAAUUCUACAUACACAAAAACGUACUUGGACAUUUUGAAGGACUUAAGUUAUGAUUUCGAAGUGAUAGACAAUAUAACUGAUAGAAUGUUGAGUCUGACAGCAGAGGCGUCAGUUCGAGUUCGAUUGAACUACAUUGUGGGUGCAUCUUUCGGCGAUAUCGAAACAGGAGGGACGAAAAUUCCACAUAUAACAGCCUGGUUCAACAAUGAUCCUUAUCAUUCUCCGGCUAUCUCCUUGAGCCUGGCUCUAAAUGCCAUGUUCAGACAAAUGUUAGAAUGUGAUGACUGCUCCAUCAAAUUUACGAAUCAUCCUAUGCCAUAUACCGCAGAAGUACAGGUAAAACAGCUUCUUUCUGGUCAAUCAAUGGGCUUUCAGUUAGCCUUCAACCUAGGAUUCAGUAUGGCCUUCGUCUCGUCAUUCUACGUACUUUUCGUGGUAAGAGAGAACGUUUCGAAAUCCAAACACCUUCAGUUUGUUUCCGGUGCAAAGGUCUUAGUUUUUUGGUUAACAUCAGCGUUAUGCGACAUGUUUACCUAUCUGGUGACAAUUGCAGCCGUAUUGAUUACCUUGACCUGUUUCCAAGAGAAUGGAUUUAAGACUGUAGAAGACAUAGGUCGGAUGUUCUUGAUAUUCUUCUACUUCGGCUGGGCAUUCUUGCCGAUGUUGUAUAUUGCGGGGUAUUUCUUUGACGUUCCCUCGACAGGUUAUACGCGGAUGACGAUGUUCAGCACCUUCACAGGAGUCACAGCCUUCUUAGUGGUACAGGUCCUUUCCAGCCCAGGUUUCAACCUGGAGCACAUUGGCCGGGCCCUCCACUGGGCAUUCUUAGUCUUACCUCACUAUUCGUUAGCGACGGGAAUCAAUAAUUGUUUUAUGUUCUACUCGUAUAAGAGGUUAUGCACUCAAUGCAUCAACGGGAUCUGUAGCAACUCCACCAGCUAUUUUACGAACAUCUGCAAGGGAGUUGAAGAGAGUUACUACAGAUGGGAUCCCCCAGGUAUUGGCAGAAAUUUGAUGUUCUCAUUCGUCGGAGGCAUCGUCCUCUUUCUAGUUCUUCUAUGUGUCGAAUUUGAACUGUUUUCCAGAAUAAUCUACUACGUAUCGCAAAAAUACUUUCCCAAGAAACCGAUAGAGUUAGCAGAGGAAGACUCAGACGUGGCAGAAGAGAAACAAAGAAUCAGGAACGCCCCUCAACAAGAACUACUAAACAACUACACCCUGAUCCUUCGUGACCUCACCAAGUACUACAAGAACUUCUUGGCAGUAAACUCUUUGUGUCUAGGUGUACAGGAGUAUGAGUGCUUCGGCUUACUAGGGGUUAACGGUGCCGGUAAGACCACCACGUUUAAAAUGAUGACAGGAGACGUGAGGAUCACUUACGGAGAUGGUUGGGUAAACGGAUUCAGCAUAAAGAAUCAAAUCAAGCGAGUGCAGAAGUCUAUAGGGUAUUGUCCCCAGUUCGACGCACUCCUGGACGACAUGACUGCUAGGGAGACUAUAACUAUGUUCGCUUUGCUAAGAGGGAUCCGAUACAGCGAUUGUAAGGCUCUGGCAGAAACACUGGCGAGAGAGUUCGAUUUCCUGCGGCACCUGGACAAGAAAGUAAAAGAACUCAGUGGAGGAAACAAGAGAAAGCUGAGUACCUCGAUUUCCUUGAUCGGAGAUCCACCUGUGAUUUACCUUGAUGAACCCACCACAGGUAUGGACCCGGCGACGAAGCGCUACCUGUGGAACGCGCUGUGCAAGAUCCGCGACAGCGGCAAGUGCGUGGUCCUGACCUCCCACAGCAUGGAAGAGUGCGAGGCUCUCUGCACCAGGCUGGCCAUCAUGGUUAACGGUCAGUUCAAGUGUCUAGGUUCCACGCAGCACCUCAAGAACAAGUUUGCUGAAGGUUACACCAUCACCAUCAAGUUGAGGAAGCUGGAGGACGACACCCACCAGCAGUACGAGACGGGUCCGGUGGAGCAGUUCAUUCAGGCGCAUUUCGACGGAGCCAAACUUAGGGAGAAGCACCAGGAGCUCUUGAACUACUACGUAACCAGUAAAUCGAUACCCUGGUCGCAGAUGUUCGGUAUCUUGGAGAGGGCGAAACGGGCGGAUCUUAAUAUAGAAGACUACUCCUUAGGGCAGAGCAGUCUUGAACAGGUGUUUCUGACGUUUACCAGACAACAGCAUUAACUAAUUAAUUUUUACGAUCUUUAGAUUGUACAAAUUAAUGGUAAAAAGUGCCUUUACAGCACUACAAAAAUAUAUGUGAUGUGUGUACUUUAUUUAAAUGUACUGUUUUAAUACUGAACCAAAUAUAUAUCAUAUUUAUUCUUUAGUA